GUUACAUAUCUAUGAUUCAUUCCAAUUUUUUACUUCUUUCAGUAAUUUGUUUAUUGAUUAAUUUGUUGCUGUUCUUCUUGUAAAUUAUUAUACUUAAUAGAUUUUCAAAGUUAAAUUAGACAAGUUGGUGGGGUUUGUGUUUUCGUAAAUCGUACGUAUGUUUUUUAAUCUGUAAUGGCCGACCCACGUUUAAAAACAUUAAAAAUUAAGACAGGUGUUGUGAGACGAUUAGCUAAAGAAAAAGUAGUUUACGAGGAAGAAGCUGAACAACAACGCGCUAGAAUCGAAAAGUUUAAACAAGAAGGAAAAGACGAAUACGAUAUAAGAAAACAAGAAGAGGUACUGCAAGAGUCGCUGAUGAUGGUACCGGAUUGUCAACGUAAAUUGGCCAAAGCAAUCGAAGAAUUAAAAAACAUCAUUGAGAACGAACUUGACUUGAAGGACUUAGAAGAUUAUCAAACUGCUGUUAAAAUUAUUGAAGACGCUAAGUUACAAUUACCAAAUCAAGAUUGUUGAUUACCCCUAAUUAGUUACUAUAAUGGACUAUUA
Photinus pyralis (common eastern firefly) is the source of this 549-nucleotide messenger RNA. It is a transcript of the gene Tbca, whose product is annotated as tubulin-specific chaperone A. Lineage: Eukaryota; Metazoa; Arthropoda; Insecta; Coleoptera; Lampyridae. The record is from RefSeq and is a predicted model, not a curated record. Gene Ontology annotation, biological process: post-chaperonin tubulin folding pathway; tubulin complex assembly. The coding region runs from base 175 to 516 and encodes 113 amino acids. The transcript has a single exon. Gene Ontology annotation, molecular function: beta-tubulin binding. Gene Ontology annotation, cellular component: microtubule cytoskeleton; cytosol.